AUGUCAAAGGAAAAUGACUUUCUCUAUCAAGAAGGCGAAAAAGUCUUUUGUUAUCACGGGAAAGUAAUUUACGAAGCAAAGAUAGUAGAUACCAAGUAUUAUUUUGAACCAAAUAAGCAUCCAAAAACAGGCUUGUUAGGUCCACAUUAUCAUAUACAUUAUGCCGGAUGGAAAUCUUCAUGGGAUGAAUGGGUAGAUGAAUCAAGAGUUUUAAAAUAUGAUGAAGCGAAUCUUGAGAAACAUAAGCAAAUGAUAAAGUCUCUUAAGAAGAAAAGUCCAGCAAUCAAAAGAACCGUCAAUGAUCCAUGUUCAGAAAACAGUAGGAAGAGAAAAAAAGAGCAACCAAAUGAAAAAGAAGGGAUUGUAAAAAAGCCGAAAUCAAAGGAGAUCAUUUCUGUUCCUGAACCUCUUAAAGCUAUAUUGUACCGUGAUUGGCAAAACAUUCAUAUUCAUGAAUCGUUAGUGCCUUUACCGCGGAAACCAACUGUUACAGAUAUUAUAGAGGAUUAUCGUUCAACUCGAACGGAUUCUAAUCGUAUUGAGGAAAUCUCUGAUGAUGGAAUUGGAAAAGAAAUUAUCAACGGUUUGCAUUUUUACUUUAAUAAAUGCUUAGGUGUUCGUUUGCUUUAUAAAGGGGAAAGAAAACAAUACAGAGUCACACGACUAAAAUACGAGUAUUUGGAUAACUCUCAGAUUUUUGGUGCCGAGCAUUUGCUUCGAUUAUUCGUUUCUUUUCCACAGUUAAUAUCAGAUACAUCUCUUAGCCAAGAAACUUUGAAUGCUUUGAAAUUGCAUUUAUCAGAUUUCUUAAAGUAA
Funneliformis geosporum is the source of this 816-nucleotide messenger RNA. The record is from the annotation of a GenBank genome assembly. Lineage: Eukaryota; Fungi; Glomeromycota; Glomeromycetes; Glomerales; Glomeraceae.